Molecule: messenger RNA, 2050 nt
Organism: Chenopodium quinoa (quinoa)
Lineage: Eukaryota; Viridiplantae; Streptophyta; Magnoliopsida; Caryophyllales; Amaranthaceae
Product: pentatricopeptide repeat-containing protein At1g34160
Exons: 1
Coding region: 196-1941 (581 amino acids)
Biological process (GO): RNA modification
Molecular function (GO): RNA binding; zinc ion binding; protein binding
Source: RefSeq, a predicted model, not a curated record
AUUUAAAUUUAAUUAAGUACACGUUGGAACAUCAUUAAAUUACUAUUUCAAAUUACUAAGCUUCCUAUUUCAAAAAAAAGCGUUUUGUGCCUACGCGGGUACCUACGAUUUGAAUAAGCUUCCAAAAUUUCUCCCUCUUACCCGCCUUACCACAUCAACACACACUCUCAAAAGCUCCGCCGCAAACUCCACCGCAUGAUCGCCAAAUCCACCACCACCGUCAUCAACACCGCAAUCCAAAAAUGCAAUUCCCUCUCUCACAUCAAACAAAUCCAAUCCCACCUCAUUUCCUCUGGUUUUUUCCAAUUUUCUCCUUCCUCUCGCUUUAAACUUCUCGAGCUCACCGCAAUCUCCUCCUAUGGCAAUCUCUCUUACGCAACCCUCAUCUUCAAUUACAUCAACAACCCAUCAACAUUUGACUGGAAUCCCAUCAUUCGAGGCUAUGCUCAGAGCUCAACUCCUCAAAUUGCGCUCACCCUCUUCAUCUCUAUGUUGCGCGCGUCGCAGAAGCCCGAUGCUGUAACUUGCUCGUUCGCCCUCAAGGCUUGCGCGCGCGCGCUGGCGAAGUUUGAGGGGUAUAUGAUGCAUUCGUUCGUUAUUCGAUCUGGGUUUAUGUUGGAUUUGCUUUUGCAGACGACAUUAACGGAUUUGUAUUGUAAAGUUGGGGAAUUUGGGGAUGCACGGAAGGUGUUUGAUGAAAUGCCUGAGAGAGAUGUUGCUUCUUGGAAUGCUUUGAUUUGUGGGUUGGCUCAAGGGGGUUUUCCUAAUGAAGCUUUGGAGUUGUUUCAUAGGGUGUGUAGGAUGGGGAUGAAGGCGGAUGAUGUUACCGUGCUCGGUGCUCUUUCGGCUUGCUCUCAAAUGGGGGUUCUGAAAGAAGGGGAUAAGGUGUGGUGUUAUGUUAAGAAGGAGAGGUUGGAUUUGAAGGUUAUAGUGUGUAAUGCAGUGAUUGAUAUGUAUUGUAAAUGCGGAUUUGUGGAUAAAGCUUAUGAUGUGUUUAGGAGUAUGAGUUGUGAGAAGAAUAUUAUUACGUGGAACACAAUGGUAAUGGGGUUUGCAAUGCAUGGACUUGGGGUUGAAGCAAUUGAGCUUCUCAACGAGAUGGACUGUGUUGGGGUCUGCCCUGAUCCUAUAACCUAUCUUGGGGUGUUGUGCGCUUGCAACCAUGCCGGUUUGGUUGAGGAGGGGCAUCGAUUGUUUAACUCGAUGGAGGAGAAAGGGAUUGUACAUAAUGUGAAGCAUUAUGGUACCGUGGUUGAUCUGUUGGGAAGAGCAGGGAGGCUUAAUGAAGCUUAUGAAAUCAUAAAAUCGAUGCCAAUUUCGCCUGAUAUUGUCCUUUGGCAAACUUUGCUCGGUGCUUGCAAUACUUAUGGAAAUGUGGAGUUGGCAGAAAUUGCAUCACAAAAACUUGUUGAAAUGGGAUCAGAUAGCUGUGGAGAUUAUGUGCUGUUGUCAAAUGUAUAUGCUUCAUAUAAGAGAUGGAAUGAAGUAGGACGAGUUAGGGAGGUGAUGAACAUUAAGGAUUCGAAAAAGGUUCCUGGAUUUAGCUACACCGAAGUUGGUGGUGUAUUGCACAAGUUCAUUAACGGCGAUCAAAGCCACCCUUGUUGGAGAGCGAUCUAUGCAAAAUUGGAUGAAAUCAUGUACAGGAUUAAGGAGCAUGGAUAUGUUUCAGGGACGAGAUUUGUGUUGCACGACAUAGGGGAGGAGGAUAAAGAGUAUGUGUUGUGUUAUCAUAGUGAGAAGUUAGCUGUGGCGUUUGGGUUGCUAACAACAAGCCAUGAAACUCCAAUUCAAGUCAUCAAGAACCUUCGAAUAUGUGUGGAUUGUCAUGCUGUGAUUAAGCUAGUGUCAAAGGUUUAUAAUCGUGAAAUCAUAGUCAGGGAUCGAGCUCGAUUUCAUAGGUUCAAGGAGGGAACUUGUUCUUGUAGAGAUUAUUGGUAGAGUGUGUAAUACAAAGAGAGGGAUUGAGAUCAUGCUAGGUGUAUUGAAGCCUAUUGAAUAGUACACUAACAAUUUAUCAUUAAUUCAGUUGCUCCAGUUACUAUCGAUA